Conger conger (European conger) is the source of this 5033-nucleotide messenger RNA. Its product is annotated as phosphatidylinositol 3,4,5-trisphosphate 3-phosphatase and dual-specificity protein phosphatase PTEN-like. Bases 911 to 2116 code for a protein of 401 amino acids. Gene Ontology annotation, molecular function: phosphatidylinositol-3,4,5-trisphosphate 3-phosphatase activity; phosphatidylinositol-3,4-bisphosphate 3-phosphatase activity; inositol-1,3,4,5-tetrakisphosphate 3-phosphatase activity. The record is from RefSeq and is a predicted model, not a curated record. Gene Ontology annotation, biological process: cell motility; negative regulation of cell population proliferation; protein dephosphorylation. The transcript is spliced from 9 exons. Gene Ontology annotation, cellular component: cytosol; nucleus; cell projection. Lineage: Eukaryota; Metazoa; Chordata; Actinopteri; Anguilliformes; Congridae.
CGCCACCACGGCAUACAUUUAAGUAAUGUAUUUUUUAGAGUUGGAUUGAACAUAUUUCAACGUACUUUAUGUUGCAUAACAAAAUGCCUUUGUUUUAUAAUAACGAGACUUUGAUUUGUUUAAUUCGGAUAUAAGCUAGUGUGGAACUAUUUAUGUAUAGCGGUAGGAUAUGUCGUACAGUAUAAGCCUAGUUUUUUUUUCUUUUUCUUUUUUUUCCCCUCUCUGUUGGAAGCCAUGAUGGAAGUUUUAGAGUUCAGCUAGAGAUGUUCGAGGAAAGGAGGAGAUAUACCGGACUAAUUUGUGGAAACAUAUUUUUAAAUUUCUGUUAUGGUCUUUUUACAUAAAUUAUUCGUUUUGAGGUGGAGGCUGUCAGAUUAUUUCUGUAUUUGGUAUUUUUACAACAGAGAAUGUUCGAUUAAAGGGCUUGGGUUUUUAAAGAUAUAGUGUAGCAAGCUAGCUAGCUGCCUAGCUAGCUAGCUAGCUACGUGUGUGUGUUCGAGUGUGUCGCGUAUGUGUGAGUGUCAAUUUUCUGGGUUAGAAGAGCAGGAGAGGGUUCUCUCCGCUUUAUCGACUUAAAAACGGCGGCUGCAGAAGAUUCAGAGACGUUGGUCGUUUUUAAUGCAUUGAGUUUCGGGAGGUGGAAAACUGUAUGCUUUUUAAUUUGGGGGAUUGCAAAUCAAAUUCCUGGAUCGGGGCAGCAGGGCCUGUUGAGGAGCAGACUGCGGCCCUCCUUUAUGAUCCAGCAGAAGCCAUUCUAAUCCAGCCCGAAUCGACAGCUACCUAGCUAGCUUGUUUCACCGAAGGAACCGGGAAAUCAACAGUACGAAAGGGGGACCGAGGCAUCUUAACAAGAGCAACAAUAACAUUGCGAUAUUCUGCUUUUAAAAACCUCAAAGACUACUGUCACGACAUGGCUGCGAUUAUAAAGGAAAUGGUCAGCCGAAACAAAAGGAGAUACCAGGAAGAUGGGUUCGAUUUGGACUUGACCUAUAUUUAUCCAAACAUCAUCGCCAUGGGCUUUCCUGCUGAAAGACUUGAGGGUGUCUACAGAAAUAACAUAGAUGACGUAGUUCGGUUUCUGGAUUCUAAACAUAAAAACCAUUACAAGAUAUAUAAUCUAUGUGCAGAAAGACACUAUGACACUGCCAAAUUUAGCUGCAGAGUUGCACAGUACCCCUUCGAAGACCACAACCCGCCCCAGCUAGAGCUGAUCAAACCCUUCUGCGAAGACCUGGACAAGUGGCUGAGCGAAGAUGACAAUCACGUGGCAGCGAUCCACUGCAAAGCGGGGAAGGGGCGCACGGGCGUGAUGAUCUGCGCCUACCUGCUUCACCGAAGGAAGUUCCUCGAAGCACAAGAAGCGCUGGACUUCUACGGUGAAGUGAGGACCAGAGAUAAGAAGGGCGUGACCAUUCCCAGUCAGAGGCGCUAUGUCCUGUACUACAGCUUCCUGCUGAAGAACCAGCUGGACUACAAACCGGUGGCACUGCUUUUCCACAAGAUGAUGUUCGAGACGGUGCCCAUGUUCAGCGGCGGAACGUGCAAUCCGCAGUUUGUGGUGUACCAGCUGAAGGUGAAGAUCCACACCUCCAACCCCAUGAACACCCGGCGCCAAGACAAGUACCUCUUCUUCGAGUUUCCACAGCCUCUGCCCGUGUGCGGAGACAUCAAAGUGGAGUUCUUUCACAAGCAAAACAAGAUGAUGAAAAAGGAUAAGAUGUUCCACUUCUGGGUGAACACCUUCUUCAUCCCGGGGCCCGAGGAGAACUUCGAGAAGAUGGAGAACGGGAGCUUGCUGAGGGAGAUGGAGAGCCUGCAGCCCUCUGAGCGAGCUGACGACAGAGAUUACCUCAUCCUGUCGCUCACCAAGAACGACCUGGACAAAGCAAACAAAGACAAAUCCAACAGAAACUUCUCUCCAAACUUCAAGGUUAAGCUGUUCUUCACCAAAACCGUGGAGGAGCUGUCCAACUCGGACGGCAGCCCUUCUGCGUUGGUCACCCCGGACGCUAGCGAUAACGAACCCGACCAUUACCGUUACUCGGACACCACUGACUCUGACCCCGAAAACGAGCCUUUCGACGAAGAGCAACACACACAGAUUACCAAGGUGUGAAUAUUUUUAUGGAAAAAAAAAAAAAACAAAAAAAAAAAACAUCAAUUGCACCAGAGGAAAACUAAAAACAAAAAAAGACAUGAGGACAAAACUUGAAUAUGAACUUAAAGAAAGACCACCUUCCCCCCCCCCCCCCCCAAAUGGCAAUAGAACAUUCGCAUCAUGUUUAAUGCCACCGCUGAUAGGAAGAGUUCUCCUGACCAAUUUUUCUUAGUUUUCCCCUGUACAUCCACACGGUGUUGACAGUGUUGCCCAGUGGAAAGAGGUUCCAUAGCUGUUAUGUAUAUACCUAUUUGUGUCAAAAAGACAAUGGAGAAAAAAAGUCAAGCAAUCAGGAGAUGGGAGACGCGGAGGGAGAGAGAGAGAAAUAUGAACACGCUGCUCCGUCUCCUGUAUGAAUCCAAGGCCAGUGCUUUUGUCAGUUCUUCUGUAGCCCUCCACCUGCUCCAAACCGGCCCUCCUCCACCAUCACCACCGCCCCUCUUACCCCCCUCCCUACUGUGAAUGCUUCUCGUGCCGUCAUGACGACCUGGCCGGCUGUGUCACGUGACCUGGCGUCUGCGGACUGGACUCUGAACGUCAGGGCCGCGCAGUCUGGUUUAUUAUGAAAUGACAUUGCGACAUCUAAGCAUUUGCCAUUCCUUCACUGUGUAUUAUGUUGGAAAUAUGCAGAAAACGGCGUCCUAUGUAAUUGUCAAUGUUUUUUUUUUAUUCAAAGAUAAUAAAAAAAUAUAACACACAAAUCAGCAGGGAAACGGUGUUGCAAUAAUGUUAACACUACAUUUAAGCCGCAAAGCAGUGUGCAUGUUAUUGGAGAUUUUAAUGUCCAUGUUUAAUAAAUGGUGCACAGUGUUUUUUCUAAAAGAGGAUUCUCCCGUCGUUUAAAACCCACGUUGUGUUUAGGGCAGACUUUUUACGAAUGACAUGACUCAUUUCAGUGAAUUGUGUGGAUGUAAAAUGUAUUUUCUACAUUAGGCAGUUUCUGACGGGGUUGCUCAUUGUGCAAUGCACAGACCCCCACCCCCCCUAUUCAUGAAGCUAGUAGUCAUCUGCAGGACUCGUCUGCCAAUAUUUCAUUUUUGAAGCACCAGUACAAUCACCCCUUAUGUUUUUUUAUUCUUAUUUUUAUUUUUUUGUGAAUACUACAGUGAACCGUCCCUAUUUACCUUGAGAAAUAUUUUUGUUUGAUUGUGCAGGACAAGUUUAUUUUGUAAACAUAACCUGACAGAGCAAGGUCAAACUAAAUGGUGAUCCAAAAGUGGUGCUUGCAAACGGCCAAGCCAUGUAUAUUUGCUGCUGCAUUACAUCACGUGGUAGCCAAUAAUCCUUGGCUCAUCUUGACUAUAUUGUGCAAUUUAGAGAAGUGCACUGUUUGUGAGAGUGACCGGCAAUGCAUAAGCCUGUGUCGUCUACUCUUCUCCCGCUGGUUCCCCUGACUAGCCCAGGCUUCAUAGUUCAUUCAAAGUGGUCUUAGGUCAUCCUGGAAGCAGUUGAGGUUUAAUCCCCCCCCCCCCCCCCCCCAGUGGUGUUUUGGGGGUGGGGUGUGGUUUGAAGGGGAGGGUAUGGUAAAGCACAGGAGGAUUAUAGGAGGAUACUUGCCUAUAGGAGGAUACUUGCCACUGCUCCUGCUUCUCCUGUGCUGACCUGUUACGGGUCAGUUCCAUUUCAAUUUGGGUAAAAACUUUGGAAAUUAACUACAAUAUUUUAAUUUGGGGAAAAAAAUGUCAUAAGCGAUUUUUAAAAAUUUUAAAAACUAUAGUUAAUUUCCUGGACUGACUGAAGUGGAAUGGGUUAGAUGAUUGACCUGGUGUGUAAGUGUAAGGGUGGCUGUGUGUGCCCUGGCUGUUGGCCUGGAGUUGCGCUCUUGGGCCCCAGUGCUGGGUCCUGCUCAUUGGUGCUCUCCUCUUAAAUCAGGUGGGAAGUGUGAGCUGGAAGUGGCUGUCAAUGGAGCGGACUCUCCAUUAAUCUCCUGUCCCGUGGUCCAAACCCACAAAAACUGUGUUUUAGGUGUGACUGUAAAUGACCCAUUUUAUUACAUUUUUUUGGUUUAUUUUUUUUCCCACAAUUGUUUUUAAGAAAGAAACAACGCUGAAACAGUUUGGCAAAAUGAAAAUGAUUUGGACCUUAUUUGUGAGUAUCUGUAAAGACAUCCUGCACGCAUCUGUAUCUGUCCCUUUCGCCCCUUGGCCCUUGGUUUGCUUGGUGCUUACUUUUAAUAUUUAGCAGCUCAAAUGACCCUCCCCUCCCUCCCCUUCUGAAAAAUGUUUGUAAGAUGGGGGUGUUGUGGAACCUUCUGGAGGCCCUUAACAGUGGCGCAGGUGAAAAAGACCGUCGGGCGGCGUCAGAGAGAAUUCUCCACUUUAGCGCUUCACAGCGGUGCCAGAGCACGAGUUCUCGCGCGGCUCGUAGCGGAUUUGUGCAAUAUGUACUCACAGCGCCCGUGGUUGCCACAAAGUGCCUCUUGUUUACGGUUUGGAAAGGAAGAAAAGGUAACCAUUGAAUACUGUUGAAAUACGUUUGUCGCGCCUGUGAAUGCAAAAGGGGGCGGAACUGCACUAAAAAUCGAAGCAGCUUUACUUUGCGUUAGAAUUAGCGGAGCUGCCCCACUUCUCCCCCCGCUAUGGUUUCUGGGGUUUGUUAUAUGUGGAGUAUAUAGUAUACUCUGUAUUAUUUUCAGUCUGUAAAACAGCCUUCUUUCAUUUCACAUGUUCAGAUAUUCUUGUGCUGUGCGACAGUUGCCCUGUGUGUAAUGGUAUGCACUGAAGAUACACAACCAACCAUGUAUGGAAAUUGUACAGCUUAUAAAUGCUCGUACACAUCAAAUGUCCGUUUGUUAUUGUAUGUGUUCAAAUACCCUUUAUCUUAGUGUUAUAUAAAAAAAACCCCACAUAAAACCGAUUAAAAUCUCAUUCUUGUG